Messenger RNA from Microstroma glucosiphilum, 2205 nucleotides. RefSeq lists its product as hypothetical. The transcript has 5 exons. The coding region runs from base 267 to 2066 and encodes 599 amino acids. The record is from RefSeq and is a predicted model, not a curated record. Gene Ontology annotation, cellular component: Golgi apparatus; membrane. Gene Ontology annotation, biological process: retrograde transport, endosome to Golgi. NCBI's taxonomy places the organism in Eukaryota, Fungi, Basidiomycota, Exobasidiomycetes, Microstromatales, Microstromataceae.
GACUACCCAAGGUCCACGUAGCCCUUCCCACUAACACGCCUACCAACGCGCUUCGACCUUCUCUUCCCGGCUCAGGUACCACAACGCAGGCUCUGGCAAAAGAGGACAUCAUACCCAUAGAGGCGAAGAAGGAACUUGCACCCUUCUCAGGCUCUCUGUUCCCUCAGACAGGCGGACGGUACCGGAACCGCACCCUCCGAGCAGCAGCAGCAGCAGCAGCAGCAGCGAACGGCAACAGCAUCCUCUCUCUUCCCCUUCAUAGCAUCAUGGCUCACGCAUCUCAUCCUCGGUCACGGAAGCCUUCGCUAUCGCUGUCUCUCUUGGUUCUCUAUGCCAGCGCUCUCCUUGCUCUCCUAGCUCACACUGCGUCGGCAUAUCAGGUACCAGUCAGCGAUGCCGAUGCUCUGCGACAAACAUGCAGCGGCAUGUGGGCGGGAAAGAACACGUCGAUUGACUUGACAUUCAAGCCCAACUCGACCGGGAUCAUAGCCACAAUCUUCUACGAGUGGUCAGACUUUGACCGCUUGGGAAAGGAUGGCCCAGAGAAGGACGUAUUCGGCUACUCGCUCAAGUCCUACGUAUGUACACCUCUCGCCGUCAGACAGAGUCUAUGCGAAGACACAGACCUUGGCAACUUCAUCGUCGAUGGGACUGCGCCUUCCGUGCAGAAGCAGAAGAUGGACUUUGGCACGGGAAACACUCAACAAGAGAUCAUCUCAUACAAAGUCAACUCUACAGGAUACUACUGCGUCGGUGCGACCGCCGUACCCUUCACAUCUCGCGGAGUACACGCUAGCUUCCAAGGGCUGGUGAACUUCCACAAUGCCUUCAAGGGAGAGCUGCCAGGUGGAGAGUACCCAAAAGUCGGCUUCUACUUUGGUCUCACCAGCCUCUACAUUCUUCUCGGUUUUGGCUGGGGCUAUCUCUGUAUUAAGCACAAGGCUGAGCUGCUGCCCAUCCAGCACUUCAUCUCUGGACUGUCGGUCCUACUCAUCAUCGAGCAGAUGAUCACAUGGCUCUACUAUUCCUAUCUCAACUCACAUGUCAUUGAGUAUUGGCGUCUUGCAUCUCUGAAUGGCAAUGCUGGCGAGACGUGGACCGCUCGAGCCCUGUUGGUUCUCGAAGGUCUACUAGAUUCAACUAGGAAUAGCGCCAGCUUCUUCCUGCUGCUCAUCGUCAGCAUGGGCUAUGGCAUUGUCAGGCCACAGCUGGAGCCCAGGACGAUGUUCAUGGUCAAAUGUCUGACGGCAGUGCAUCUGAUCUGCGGAUGGCUGUACUCAGUGGGCAUUGUGCUCCUCUCCAUCGAGGCUGGGGGCACUUGGGUGUUCCUCUUCAUCUUCCCACUAGCAUUUUCUCUCACGACAUUCAUGUCAUGGACCCUCAACUCGCUCAACGCCACCAUUGCUCACCUCACAGCACGGAAACAAUCCUUCAAGCUUGCCUUCUUCAGACGGCUAUGGAGAAUUCUGGUGAUCGCCAUCGUCGUCAUCUUUGCCUUCUUUGUGCUGUCCACAAUAUCCUUCUCCAACGCAGGGACCGAGAACUAUCCCUCUGAGACGUGGCGGUAUCGCUGGUUCCUCCUGGACGGGUGGACCUCCUGCCUCUACCUCGGCGUCUUCGUCGCAAUUGCCUGGAUCUUCCGCCCUACUGGGUACAACAUGCGGCUGAGCAUGUCUGAUGAGCUGGCCACGGGGGAUGACCCAGAAGGAGGGGAUAUGGAGUUGGGUGGAGCCUAUGCUGGCUUUGAGCAGCAUGGAGACGACUCGGAUGAUGAAGAUGAUGGGAAGAAGACGAAGUCAACGGGGGGCGGCGCACAGGCCUCGAACGGUGGGCCGUCGUUAACCGCAGGCCCGCCUGCAUACGAGGCUGAUCCCAACGGCGGGGUCGGCGAGGAGUCAGUGGUGAUGUUCAGCGUCGGUGACGAGGAGGAGGAAGACCAGAGCAUGAGUAGUACGGGUGGCAGGUCUAGUAGUCGACCUGUCCACAGGCCGACGGACACUCAUCACGGGAAUGAGAGCGAGGAGACGCUCAUGGCAGGGACGGACAAGGACUCUAAGCAAGACUGAUACUUGCAACAGUGAGGUAGAUUUUGAAGAGUUGAAGAGACCUCAUCGUAAAAUAUAUCACCUACCAGUCCUCACUCCCAUGUAAUUGUAAAGGCCUCGUUGCUUUGCGUGCGAAGUCUCGAGGCGUCGAAACGCGCUU